Ochlerotatus camptorhynchus is the source of this 1036-nucleotide messenger RNA. RefSeq names its product NADH-cytochrome b5 reductase-like. Lineage: Eukaryota; Metazoa; Arthropoda; Insecta; Diptera; Culicidae. The transcript has a single exon. The record is from RefSeq and is a predicted model, not a curated record. Bases 1 to 1032 code for a protein of 343 amino acids. Gene Ontology annotation, molecular function: FAD binding; oxidoreductase activity.
AUGGCCUCCGAAGAAGACUACCUACCCGAGUGUUGUGGUUCCGGCUGCACAAAUUGUGUACUCGAUCGUAAAGUGAAAUUCCGAAAACAUCCGUCUACCUCCAACCGACCAAGUCUUCUGGACAGCAGCUACAAACCAUUCCAAUGCGUCGCCAUCACGCAGCGCACACCAAAUACUUUCCAUUUCCGGUUCCGAUACCAUCCCCGAACAGAAGACAACGAUUGUGCCGGCUACGAGCUACAGAUCCCUCCCGGUAGCCAUCUGAUGCUGCGAGCACCGAGAGGUUGGAGACAGACGGAGCGUGGGCUCAAUGCUAUGUUUUCAACAUGGCGGAACGAAACGGCUUCAGCGGAAGCACGUGUUGCUCAUGGUGGCGACAGGAAGUCGGUUGAAAAGUACGAUCGAAGCGAGCGUGAUUUGUACUUUAGUCGACCGUACACACCGAUCCAGGUUGAUCGAGAUGCGAACGAGUUUGAAGUUCUGAUAAGGAUGGAAACGGCAGGGGAGAUGUCUGAGUAUUUGCAGACUUUGAACGUUGGUGACGUGACGGAGUGGAAGGGGGUUUACACCGGAUUCGUGUGGGAAAGAAAUGCUCGGAAGAACUUGAUCUGCUUAGCGCAGGGAGUCGGAUUGGCACCGAUUUACUCCAUCGUGGCGGCCAUUUUGGAAGAUGAGGCGGAUGAAACAAGACUGAAGCUGGUCUACUGUUGUAAAGAUGUGGAAGGAAUUUUGAUGAGAGAUGAGCUGUUGAAGCUGGGAGCGUUUUGGAACUUCGAAGCUACGAUUUAUCUCUCUAGGGAAAGCUGUUUCUGUGGCGGAAAGUCGUCCAGGAGUUGUUCGUGCCUGUCAUCGAAGAAGAAAUACAACGAGCGGGUCUUGAAUCACAGACUGGAGAAAAUUGACAUAGAGACUUUAUUGCUUCGGUAUGCUCAGGAUUCGCUCCAGGUCCUAAUCUGUGGAACGGAAUCCUUCGCGACGCUUGUAGAGAGUUGUUUAGUAGAUUUGAAUAUAAGAGAUUAUUACAAAUUUUAAUAAU